GACUUGGCGCGCGGCCGGUUGGGCCUAAGUGUGGGGAAGAAGGCAGGUUUAGGAAGCUCUGUGGCCGGAGCGGAGGGGAACUCUGAAGUGAAGGCGGCAGCUGGACUCCACAACUAGGGCUGAGGCCGGUCUGCGGCGGAGGCCGGGUAAGGAAGGGCAGAGAAUCCGUGCUCCAGUUCAGGCGACUCCCCUGAUUCCUCGGCCGCCCCUUGUUUAGCGAGUGGGAAGGGAUCCGGCUGGGACUGUCUUGAAGAGGUUUCCUUGGAAGCAUUUGAAGUUCCCUCGCUCCUAUCUUGUCCCGUGUACUUGAACUUAUUUCAGAGGUCCCUAGUCCAGUUCCUCCUCUCUCUGAUGGGUAAAUUCUGAGCCUGUGUUUCAGAGGUGCAUACGUAGACUAGACAAAGUUCCUAAAUCUACAGAAACGAUACCAGUAGUGAGGUUUCAGAUAAGUAUUUGCCUCCUAUAGUGCUUGUCUCUGCUUUUUGAGACCUUUCCGUUUGUACCUGUGUCAGGCUCUUGAGAAGACCUGAUUGCCCAGUUAGUAUUUUCCCCUUGCUUAGAACGUUCCCAACAAGCGGAUGAGAAUGGAAUAUUUUUAGGAAAUUUGGGGUCUUUAUUAUUAAGACAUUUAAGAACUAUGAGAAAUAUUGGAAUUCCGUAUGUCCUGUCUGUUUUUCUAGCUGAGUGUAUUUAUUAGAUUAUCCUGUACUGAUUCAGUGCACAUUCUUGUAAAAUUACUUCGAUAUUGACAGGAGAGGUGGUCUUGUUAUAUUGUAGUGUUUUGUUUCUAAUUUAUUUGAAUCUUGUUUUCUAGCACUCCCAAACUCCCACUGUCAGAAUUCUUCCAAAAAAUAUUCUUGAUUUCUUUCUGUUGGAUUCGAGUUUGUGACAGAGGUGGGCAGAUUAAGUUUCUGUUGAAGAGCAAGACUACUCUCCCAUGUCCUCUUUUUCUUCUUUCUGGGAAGAAGAAUAUGGAUAAUGUGGUUUUCCUUUGGAAAGCCUCCGUCUGUUGACUCAUGAAAUGGCCACAGAUGAUAAGACUUCUCCAACAUUGGACUCCGCUAAUGACUUACUCCGGUCUCCUACCAGUCCUUCUCAUCUCACACACUUUAAGCCUCUGACUCCUGAUCAGGACGAGCCUGCUUUUAAAUCAGCGUAUAGUUCUUUUGUCAAUCUCUUUAGAUUUAACAAAGAGAGAGGAGAAGGGGUCCAGGGAGAGCAACAGUCUCUGAGUGGAAGUUGGACCAGCCCUCAGCUCCCUUCAAGGACACAAUCUGUGAGAUCACCUACACCUUAUAAAAAGCAGCUUACUGAGGAGUUCCAGCGUCGAUCUUCAGUGUUAGACACCAGAAGGAAGGCAGAACCUACUUUUGGAGGUCAUGACCCUCGCACCGCUGUUCAGCUUCGAAGCCUCAGCACAGUAUUAAAACGCCUCAAGGAAAUCAUGGAGGGGAAGAGCCAGGAUAGUGACCUGAAGCAGUACUGGAUGCCCGAUAGCCAGUGUAAGGAGUGCUAUGACUGCAACGAGAAGUUUACCACUUUCAGACGCAGACACCACUGCCGGCUGUGCGGGCAGAUCUUCUGCAGUCGUUGCUGCAAUCAAGAAAUCCCUGGAAAAUUUAUGGGUUAUACAGGGGACCUCCGAGCCUGUACAUACUGUAGAAAAAUAGCCUUAAGUUAUGCUCAUUCCACAGACAGUAAUUCCAUUGGUGAAGACUUGAAUGCUCUUUCAGACUCCGCUUCCUCUGUGUCUGUACUUGACCCGAGUGAACCCCGUACACCUGUGGGGAGUAGAAAAGCCAGCCGCAACAUAUUUUUAGAGGAUGAUUUUGCCUGGCAAAGUUUAAUUCAUCCAGACUCUUCAAACACCGCUCUUUCAACAAGACUUGUAUCUGUUCAAGAGGAUGCUGGGAAAUCUCCUGCUCGAAAUAGAUCAGCCAGCAUUACUAAUCUGUCACUGGAUCGAUCUGGGUCUCCAAUGGUACCAUCAUACGAGACGUCUGUCAGUCCCCAGGCUAACCGAACGUAUGUUCGGGCAGAGACCACUGAGGAUGAACGCAAAAUUCUUCUGGUACCGGACAGCGUUCAGCUAAAAGAUCUAUGGAAGAAAAUCUGCCAUCACAGUAGCGGAAUGGAGUUUCAGGAUCACCGCUACUGGCUGAGAACACAUCCCAACUGCAUUGUCGGAAAGGAGUUAGUCAACUGGUUAAUCCGAAAUGGACACAUUGCUACAAGGGCACAGGCUAUAGCAAUUGGACAGGCAAUGGUGGAUGGACGUUGGCUGGAUUGUGUCAGUCAUCACGACCAGCUCUUCCGGGAUGAGUACGCUCUGUACAGACCGCUGCAGAGUACAGAAUUUUCCGAGACCCCUUCUCCGGACAGUGACUCGGUGAACUCCGUGGAAGGACACUCUGAGCCGUCCUGGUUUAAAGACAUCAAGUUUGAUGACAGUGACACUGAGCAGGUAGCUGAAGAAGGUGACGAUAAUUUGACUAAUUCUGCCAGUCCUAGCAAGCGCACAUCAGUCAGCAGUUUCCAGUCCACAGUGGACAGUGACUCAGCUGCUUCCAUCAGCCUGAACGUGGAGCUGGACAACGUGAACUUCCAUAUCAAGAAGCCCUCCAAGUACCCACAUGUGCCCCCUCACCCUGCUGACCAAAAAGAGUAUUUGAUUUCUGACAAUGGAGGACAACAGCUAUCAAUAAGCGACGCCUUCAUCAAAGAAUCCUUAUUUAACCGUCGAGUUGAGGAAAAAUCCAAAGAACUGCCUUUCACACCUUUGGGCUGGCAUCAUAACAACCUGGAGCUGCUGAGGGAGGAGAAUGGAGAGAAACAAGCUAUGGAGAGGUUGCUUUCAGCUAAUCAUAACCACAUGAUGGCGCUGCUGCAACAGCUGCUCCACAGUGAGUCACUGUCCACGUCUUGGAGGGACAUCAUCGUAUCCCUGGUCUGCCAGGUUGUUCAGACAGUCCGACCUGACGUCAAGAACCGGGAUGAUGACAUGGAUAUCCGCCAGUUUGUCCACAUCAAAAAAAGCCCAGGUGGAAAGAAGUUUGAUUCUGUGGUUGUCAAUGGAUUUGUUUGCACCAAGAAUAUUGCACAUAAAAAGAUGAAUUCUUCUAUUAAAAACCCCAAAAUUCUUCUGUUGAAGUGUUCCAUUGAAUAUCUCUACAGAGAGGAAACCAAAUUUACUUGCAUUGAUCCUAUUGUGCUUCAGGAAAGGGAAUUCCUAAAGAAUUAUGUUCAGCGAAUAGUUGAUGUUCGACCCACACUGGUUCUGGUUGAGAAAACGGUAUCUCGAAUUGCACAGGAUAUGUUGCUGGAACACGGCAUUACUUUGGUCAUUAAUGUAAAAUCACAAGUUUUAGAACGAGUUAGCCGGAUGACCCAAGGUGAUUUGGUGAUGUCGAUGGACCAGCUGCUUACCAAACCCCACCUGGGCACCUGUCAUAAAUUUUACAUGCAGAUGUUUCAGUUGCCUAAUGAACAAACCAAAACACUGAUGUUUUUUGAAGGCUGUCCACAGCACCUGGGCUGUACAAUCAAGCUUAGAGGAGGCUCUGAUUAUGAGCUGGCUCGAGUUAAGGAGAUCUUAAUAUUUAUGAUCUGUGUAGCUUAUCAUUCUCAACUAGAAAUCUCCUUCCUCAUGGAUGAAUUUGCUAUGCCUCCUACAUUAACGCAAAACCCUUCCUUCCAUUCUCUGAUUGAGGGCCAGGAGGAUGAAGGGGCUGCCCAGGAGCCGUUCAGUGGAAGUCCCCUCCCCCGGGAGCCUGACAUCCCCCCGGACUUUCUGCCUUCUGAUGAUGGCAGUUUGCUAGAAUCAAGGGUUCUGUUUGAGAAGGGUGACCAAGAAAAUAAGAGCGUGCCACAGGAUGUUGCCUCUUUGAAGCCUCAAGAGCAUGCCCCAGCAGCCUGCCCGGUGGGUGCCCCCUGCGCUCUCUUCCCAUCCAUACCAGAGUCAUUGCUGCCGCUCCAUGUGGAUGACCAACAGGACGCCAUAGGCAGCGAGCAGCCAGAGGCUUUGCAGCAAACACAGGAGCUUCCGGAUCCCACAAGCCAGAUGAGAGCCUUUAGAGACCCUCUGCAGGAUGACACCGGCCUGUAUGUUACCGAGGAAGUUACCUCUUCUGAAGAUAAACGGAAGACUGAUUCUUUGACCUUUAAACAAGAGUUGAAAGAUGUGAUCCUCUGCAUCUCACCAGUCAUCACAUUCCGGGAGCCAUUCCUUUUAACUGACAAGGGCAUGAGAUGCUCUACCCGAGAUUAUUUUGCGGAGCAGGUUUACUGGUCUCCUCUCCUCAAUAAGGAGUUCAAGGAAAUGGAGAGCAGACGGAAGAAACAGAUGCUUAGGGAUCUCUCUGGCCUUCAGGGCAUGAAUGGAAGUGUUCAGGCCAAGUCCAUUCAAGUCCUGCCUUCACAUGAGCUCGUGAGCACCAGAAUUGCUGAGCAUCUGGGUGACAGCCAGAGCUUGGGGAGAAUGCUAGCCGAUUAUCGGGCCAGAGGAGGAAGAAUCCAGCAAAAACAUUCAGACCCUUUUGCUUACUCAAAGGAGGCGUCGAGUACCUCAAGUGGCAAAUCAGGAAGCAGAACUGAAGGUGAUGAAGAAAAAGGGUUGAUUACAAGUGAUGCAGUAUGGUCGACAAAGGUGGACUGUCUGAGCCCUGUCAACCACCAGCGGCUGUGUGUGCUCUUCAGCAGCUCUUCUGCCCAGUCCAGCAACGCCCCCAGUGCCUGCGUCAGCCCUUGGAUUGUAACAAUGGAAUUUUAUGGAAAAAAUGAUCUUACAUUAGGAAUAUUUUUAGAGAGAUACUGUUUCCGGCCUUCCUAUCAGUGCCCUAGCAUGUUCUGUGAUACCCCCAUGGUGCACCACAUUCGACGCUUCGUCCAUGGCCAAGGCUGUGUGCAGAUAAUCUUAAAGGAGCUGGAUUCUCCAGUACCUGGAUAUCAGCAUACAAUUCUCACCUACUCCUGGUGCAGAAUCUGCAAACAGGUAACACCAGUUGUCGCUCUUUCCAAUGAGUCUUGGUCCAUGUCAUUUGCAAAAUACCUUGAACUUAGGUUUUAUGGGCACCAGUAUACCCGCAGAGCCAAUGCUGAGCCGUGUGGUCACUCCAUCCACCAUGAUUAUCACCAGUAUUUCUCCUAUAACCAGAUGGUGGCAUCUUUCAGUUAUUCUCCCAUUCGGCUUCUUGAAGUGUGUGUUCCACUUCCCAAAAUAUUCAUUAAACGUCAAGUCCCAUUAAAAGUGUCCCUUCUUCAGGAUCUGAAGGACUUCUUUCAAAAAGUUUCACAGGUAUAUGUUGCUGUGGAUGAAAGACUUGCAUCUUUGAAAACUGAUACAUUUAGCAAAUCAAGAGAGGAAAAAAUGGAAGAUAUCUUUGCACAAAAAGAGAUGGAAGAAAGCGAGUUCAAGGGCUGGACUGAGAAGAUGCAGGCGCGGCUCCUGUCUUCCUCCGUGGAGACCCCCCAGCAGCUGCAGUCAGUCUUCGAGUCGCUCAUCGCCAAGAAACAGAGCCUCUGUGAGGCGCUGCAAGCUUGGAAUAACAGGCUGCAAGACCUUUUCCAACAAGAAAAGGGCAGGAAGCGGCCUUCAGUUCCUCCAAGUCCUGGAAGACUGAGACAGGGUGAAGAAAGCAAGAUAAGUGCAGUGGAUGCAUCUCCACGGAAUGCUUCUCCAGGACUUCCAAACGGAGAAAAAGAGGACCGCUUCUUGACCACCCUGUCCAGUCAGAGCUCCACCAGUUCCCCCCAUCUCCAGCUGCCUACUUCUCCUGAAGGCGUGCCUGAGCAGGCCAUGGGAGCGCCCCCCGAGCUUGAUACUGCCAGCAGUUCUGAAGAUGUAUUUGAUGGACAUUUGCUGGGAUCUACAGACAGCCAGGUGAAGGAAAAAUCAACCAUGAAAGCCAUCUUUGCAAAUUUGCUUCCAGGAAAUAGCUAUAAUCCUAUUCCGUUUCCUUUCGAUCCAGAUAAACACUACCUAAUGUAUGAGCAUGAACGAGUGCCCAUUGCAGUCUGUGAGAAGGAGCCCAGCUCCAUCAUCGCUUUUGCUCUCAGCUGUAAAGAAUACCGGAAUGCCUUAGAGGAAUUGUCCAAAGCCACUCAGCGGAACAGUGCUGAAGAAGGGCUUCCAACAAACAGUUCUUUAGACAGCAGACCAAAGAGUAGCAGCCCAAUUAGAUUACCUGAGAUCAGUGGAGGACAGACAAACCGUGCCGUAGACGCAGAACCACAACCAACCAAAAAGGCUUCUGGAAUGUUGUCCUUCUUCCGAGGGACAGCAGGGAAAAGCCCUGACCUCUCUUCCCAGAAGAGAGAGACCUUACGUGGAGCAGAUAGUGCUUACUACCAAGUGGGGCAGACGGGCAAGGAGGGGACGGAGAAUCAAGGCAUUGAGCCUCAAGAUGAAGUAGAUGGAGGAGAUACACAGAAGAAACAACUUACAAAUCCUCAUGUGGAGCUUCAAUUUUCAGAUGCCAAUGCCAAGUUUUACUGUCGGCUCUACUAUGCGGGAGAGUUUCAUAAGAUGCGAGAAGUGAUUCUGGGCAGCAGUGAAGAAGAUUUCAUUCGUUCCCUUUCUCACUCUUCUCCAUGGCAGGCCCGAGGAGGCAAAUCAGGAGCUGCCUUUUACGCUACUGAAGAUGACAGAUUCAUUUUGAAGCAAAUGCCUCGUCUGGAAGUCCAGUCUUUUCUUGACUUCGCACCACACUACUUCAAUUACAUUACAAAUGCCGUUCAGCAAAAGAGGCCUACUGCAUUGGCCAAGAUUCUUGGAGUUUACAGAAUUGGUUAUAAGAAUUCUCAGAACAACACUGAGAAGAAGCUAGAUCUCCUUGUCAUGGAAAAUCUUUUCUACGGGAGAAAGAUGGCACAGGUUUUUGAUUUGAAGGGUUCACUUAGGAAUCGAAAUGUAAAAACUGAUACCGGGAAAGAGAGCUGUGAUGUUGUUCUUCUGGAUGAAAAUCUCUUAAAGAUGGUUCGAGACAACCCUCUGUAUAUCCGUUCUCAUUCCAAAGCUGUGCUGAGAGCCUCGAUCCGGAGCGACUCCCACUUCCUUUCUAGCCACCUCAUUAUAGACUAUUCUUUGCUAGUUGGGCGAGAUGACACCAGCAAUGAGCUAGUAGUUGGAAUUAUAGAUUAUAUCCGAACAUUUACCUGGGACAAAAAGCUUGAGAUGGUUGUGAAAUCAACAGGAAUUUUAGGAGGACAAGGUAAAAUGCCGACCGUGGUCUCCCCGGAGUUGUACAGGACUAGAUUCUGUGAAGCCAUGGACAAGUAUUUCCUGAUGGUGCCAGACCACUGGACAGGCUUGGGUCUGAACUGCUGAGAUGAAGCACGUGCUCUGAAACGGGCCAGGAGGAGAGGGGGCCUGGAGACAGAGGACCACAAGUCAGCCACAUGUUUUAUUUCUUCGUCACAUUCACCACAGCGUGCAAAGGCCUUUCAGUUCUGAGGUUGGGUAGGCCAUCUGUGGCUGAAGGGUUGAAACUCCAUGGAUUUGCACUUUGGUUUUUGAUACCCACAAGUUAGCUAUCCGUGGGCUGGGAAAUUGCACAAAUAUUUUGUUCGCAUAAGCUGAAAUCUGGAUUCAUUUCAAAGGGCUGAGGACAAAUGUAUGGUUGGAGAUGAGAUUGGCUGAACAAUGGUUUGUCAUGUUUGUUGACAAUCCCAUAAAGCAAACAGUGUCUCAUAGAUUGUGACUCUCACAUUGGAUACAGUCUUUAUCUGGAAAAGAUUGGUAGAGCUGGUGAAUUUUUCUUGUUUAUUAUGUAACAAUUUAAUGUUUACCUAUUAUCAGAAUUUCUGAAACUUUAAAACAAUUCUGAAUUAUUCUAUCAGUGGCCAGUUAAACAGAUGGAUGCAAGCUGUUCUUGUUCUGCUGAGGAAUUUGACUUAAAUUGGGAAUCCUCUUGUGUUCUCUAUCUUGCCCUGUUUUCAAGUAUGUUUGAUAUUUUUGAAGUUCCGUCACUUCUUGUCUGUGGGUGACAGGAGGCCACAGCCAUUAACUUCAGGCCUUUUUCUGGAGCUGUUUUUUAAGCCUGGUUACAAUUUUUGUGCAAGUAAUAUGCAGAACUGCACUUGUCUGCACAUGCUCAUAGUUUAGGUUUUUCUCCCACUUUCAGGGAGAUAUUACUAAAUGAGUCUAAAAUGACUAAAUCCCAAAAGGGAUAAUUAUUAAUGGAAGAUUAUUUUUAAUCUAAAAAGAAAAAUUAGGCCUGAUCCAAGAAAUUGGGCGAGGGAAGCACUCGCCUGUUCUUUGUAGAGGUAAAGGACCUGUAGUGUAUUACAGUAUACUAUAGGUAUAACUGGUGAUUUAUGUAGCAUCUAUAAAAUUAAGAUGUUUCCCGUAGGACAUCCUUGUUCUCUAACUUUCUGUACGAAUUUCUAGGCCAGUUCUGACUGUUGAGAAAUGUUAAGAAAUAAGGUAUUCUUAGUGAGAAACUCCUUGUUUAAUAGUUUUUGUUUGUCUAAAAAGUGAUCAGAAGUACUAAACUAUGGCUAACAACACAACCCCAGACACUUUCUCUUGGCUUCUUUCCAUAAUAAGGCUAAUUUGGGGAUUUAUAACAUUUUAAGGUUUCCACUCUGUCAGGCUUCCCAUAGUAGCAUGUUUGUUUUGCAACGUUCACAUAAUAAGAAAAAGUCUGGAUACAUUCCAGUUACAGAGACUUAAGUUUAUGAAAUAGGAACAUUUUGGAAAGUUUACUUGAGAAAAUGAAAGCAUUAAUUUGGUGUUUGGUGCUUAUUAGAGACAUGGUUUGCGCUAGAAACAAGCUGACCAAGGACUUCGACUGAUCUGAUGAUAAGCAUUUUUUUUUUUUUUUAAAACAUACGGUGUGCCUUUCGAACAAUACAAAGCCCUGAUGUUGGUUUUGAUGUCAAAGACCAGUCCAGGACUGGAAGAUGUGAAGAUAUUCACCCGUCUCGUGUCCAGGAACAAUGGAUACUGCAUCUCAUUUCGAAUGUAAACAUGUCUUGCGUCUCUGUUUAUUUUUGUGUGUCAAGAUACUUAGGGUUGUUUACCCUGUCCAUUGCUCACACCUCUAGUCAGGAACACUUCCAGGAGCAGGUGUCUUCCCCCAGAUGCAAUCAGAUUGUUUCUCUCUUUUGGUCUCAGUACCGUAUGUACAGCUUGAGUGCUCCAUUGGAAUAGGUCUUGACAGUAAUGCGUCUUCUUGAUUUUGGUUUCCUUGCCCUUGACUUGAAGAACCAAUUAUUAUUAUUAUUUUUUUAAGUACUGCUGUUGCUUAGGUAUUUUUGUGGCUAAAAAAUUCCAAUGUAAUUUAAUCUGAAGCAAUACUUGUUUCCUUGCAAGGGUGGUCUGUCCAUUUAAAACUGUGUUAAUGAAGGGAAAAUAUAAAACUUAAUUUGUCAUGAGUGGUAGAACUGUAUAUACCUGGCCUCUUGCUGCUCUUAUUUAGGCCACUACCAGAUACAUAAGGCUUUUCAAAUACUGUAUCCUCAGUGUUAGGCACUGAGUGACUGUUUACCUCUGUUGAAUUCCCCAUCGAGGCCUGGAGAACCUUGAUGCUGAAAAGUUAAGAAUGAGGAAGGAAUCUUAAUACUUUCUUCUGUAGCAUAAAAAACAAAUUCUGAGAAUAGUUGAUAGUAGCACAAGAAAGCUAUGUAAACAUGUUGCAUUGUAUAAAAAUCUUACCUACAGAUAUAAACUGUUUUAAUGCCAUCAGAACUAAAAAUAUAAAGGAUUUCCUGUUCCUUUUUUUCUUUUUUACCCAAGCCUGAGAAAAAUAAGGGGAAUAAACUGUUGCAAGCCCUUUUGUAGUCUAUUGAAUAUUUUAAAUUUAUAGAUACUCAAAUUUUCAUACAGAAUGUCCUACUUAUAAUUGUUUUCUUGAUUCAGCAAGUGAGUGGUUUUCUAGCUUUGGCUUUUAUUUGGUAUUGUAAAUAGUAGGGUUGUAUUGGUUUUUGUGGCAUUAACUUCUCCUUGGCUUUUUACCCAUUAAUGGUGGACUUAUAUAAAACUGCUGAGGAAAGUUAUCUACCUACAGAAAGUUUGCUUUAGCUAGCAGAGUACAAACCCUUCUGAAUGAGCCUGGUGGUAAAACCGACUAGGCCAUUCAUUAUUCCUCAAGUGUUAACAUACUGACUUAAGCAGUAUUCAAACCAUCUAGUGCAAUGCCUUCUUUGUUUGUUUUUGUAACACGGGUGCAGUUGUAUUAUAGAAAAAUAAAAAUUACAAUCAUGAGCAGUUUCAUUAAUGCUGCUCUGCUGGUUUUGUAAAAGAAAAAUGUACAUUAUGUCUUUGACAGGUUUCAUUUUAGUGAGAGAAAUGACAUUGUAAAUCAGAAUAGCCUCUUUUAAUUUAAUAUGAAAAAUCCUAUUAACAAUAUUGAAAAUACUUAGUGUAUUAUAUUGUAUAUAUUUCUCUACUUUGGUUCCGGCUGUUUUAUAUGAUUGACAUGUUAUUUAAGAGAUAAAACUGCCUUGACCUUUUGGAGACUUAACACUGUAAAAAGAGAACUUACAAUAAACUGAGAAUCAACUUCA
Dama dama (fallow deer) is the source of this 10506-nucleotide messenger RNA. It is a transcript of the gene PIKFYVE, whose product is annotated as phosphoinositide kinase, FYVE-type zinc finger containing. Gene Ontology annotation, biological process: phosphatidylinositol metabolic process; intracellular signal transduction. The transcript has 42 exons. Gene Ontology annotation, molecular function: metal ion binding; ATP binding; 1-phosphatidylinositol-3-phosphate 5-kinase activity. The record is from RefSeq and is a predicted model, not a curated record. NCBI's taxonomy places the organism in Eukaryota, Metazoa, Chordata, Mammalia, Artiodactyla, Cervidae. Bases 1022 to 7324 code for a protein of 2100 amino acids.